AUGGGCCCCGGUUCCACCAUGGUCCCCACGGAGGACUCUGCAAGGAAACGGGAGAUCGAAGAGAAAUUGAAGCAGGAGCAAGAGACGCUGUCAUUCAUCAGAGAGAACCUGGAGAAGAGCGACCAGCUCACCAAGGGCAUGGUAUCCAUCCUGUCGUCCUUCGAGCGGCGCCUGAUGCAGCUGGAGAACUCUAUCAUCCCUGUUCACAAACAGACAGAGAACCUACAGCGGCUCCAGGACAAUGUGGACAAGACCAUGAGCUGCAUGGACCAUGUGAUCGGAUACUACCAUGUGGCCAAGGACACGGAGCGAGUUAUACGGGAGGGUCCCACCGGGCGCCUCGACCAGUACCUUUUAUGUGUCGCUAAAAUCCAAAAGGCCGUGGAGUAUUUUCAAGACAACAACCCAGACAGCCCUGAACUCAACACUGUGAAGGGUCUGUUUGAGAAGGGGAAGGAGCAGUUGGAGGCAGAGUUCCGGAGCCUUCUUAGCCGCUACAGUAAGCCUGUCCCCCCUGUCCUCAUCCUGGACGCUCUGGGACCAGACUUGGACCCCGAAGACGAGCUGGAGCUGCUGCAAGACGAGGUGGUCCUGGAACAUCUGCCCGAGUCUGUCCUGCAAGACAUUAUCUGCAUCUCAGUGUGGCUGACGGAAUACGGCCGCAACCAGGACUUCAUGGUGGUGUAUUACCAGGUUCGUUCCUCUCAGCUGGAUCGCUCCAUUAAAGGACUGAAGGAUCAUCUAAGAAAGAACAGCGCCCCCUGUGGGACUCUCUGUUCACCAGCAGUACAGAGCAAACGCAAGGAGACUCCCACCAAGAAGGUCCCCAAGAGACCAGGGACCAUCCGUAAAGCGCAGAACCUUCUCAAACAGUACUCUCAGCUCGAUGGAAAAAAGACCGGAGCUAACGUCACAGCUGAAGGUAAAGACGAGGUCCUGGACUCAGAGAUGGAUUCUUACAUUCACUGCAUCAGUGCGUUCGUCAAACUGGCUCAGAGCGAGUACCGUCUCCUCAGCGACAUCAUCCCAGAGCAUCACCACAAGAAGACCUUCGACUCCCUCAUCCAGGAGGCGCUGGAUAACCUGGUGUUAGAGGGGGAGAACAUAGUGAGUGCGUCUCGCAGAAACAUCCUGAGACACGAUUACUCUGCUGUUCUGUCCAUCUUCCCUGUGCUGAGGCACUUGAAGAACCAGAAGGGGGACUUCGACCAGGUACUACAGGGUACAGCAGCCAGUACUAAGAACAAACUUCCUGCUCUCAUCACUUCCAUGGAGACAAUCGGAGCCAGAGCUCUGGAGGAGUUUGCCGACAGCAUCAAGAACGAUCCUGAUAAAGAGUACAACAUGCCCAAAGACGGAACAGUGCACGAGCUCACCAGCAACGCCAUCCUGUUCCUGCAGCAGCUGCUGGACUUCCAUGAGACUGCAGGAGCCAUGCUGGCCUCACAAGAGAGUUCGUCGUCCUCCAGCUACACGUCCGACUUCAACAAGAGACUGCUGAGCUCCUACAUCUGUGAGUGUUCAUCUGAGAGAUGUCGUCUCUGUCCCUCUGUGUCCUCUGACUGUCCCUCUGUGUCCUCUGACUGUCCCUGUGUGUCCUCUGACUGUCCCUCUGUGUCCUCUGACUGUCCCUCUGUGUCCUCUGACUGUCCCUCUGUGUCCUCUGACUGUCUCUCUGUGUCCUCUGACUGUCCCUCUGUGUCCUCUGACUGUCCCUCUGUGUCCUCUGACUGUCCCUCUGUGUCCUCUGACUGUCCCUCUGUGUCCUCUGACUGUCUCUCUGUGUCCUCUGACUGUCCCUCUGUGUCCUCUGACUGUCCCUCUGUGUCCUCUGACUGUCCUUCUGUGUCCUCUGUCUGUCCCUCUGUGUCCUCUGACUGUCCCUCUGUGUCCUCUGAUUGUCCCUCUGUGUCCUCUGACUGUCCCUCUGUGUCCUCUGACUGUCUCUCUGUGUCCUCUGACUGUCCCUCUGUGUCCUCUGACUGUCCCUCUGUCCUCUGA
This is a messenger RNA of Knipowitschia caucasica, 2001 nucleotides long. The record is from the annotation of a GenBank genome assembly. Lineage: Eukaryota; Metazoa; Chordata; Actinopteri; Gobiiformes; Gobiidae.